UGUUCACCGGACGUCUGUGUCCACACACAAUGUCUGUAGACAAUGUCCGAAGACAAUUUAUUUCUUUGGACAUUUGGCGGACGCAAACGUUGACAAUGUUCAAAUAUAUCUGUGUACAAGUAAAAUGCGUGGACAGUGUCCAU
Racocetra persica is the source of this 143-nucleotide messenger RNA. The record is from the annotation of a GenBank genome assembly. Lineage: Eukaryota; Fungi; Glomeromycota; Glomeromycetes; Diversisporales; Gigasporaceae.